Molecule: messenger RNA, 307 nt
Organism: Momordica charantia (bitter melon)
Lineage: Eukaryota; Viridiplantae; Streptophyta; Magnoliopsida; Cucurbitales; Cucurbitaceae
Source: RefSeq, a predicted model, not a curated record
AGCUUCAUUUCAGUUCCCUCCCCCGCCAUUGCCUUCUCCUAAAACGCCUCUGCUGCUGCGAAGCUGCAACAAUGGCGGUUACCGACUUCUUCGUCGGAGAAAUCGCCACCGAGCUCCUUAAAAUGAUGGUACAAAUUUCGACUAAAUCCUGCCUCUGUAAAACGACGGCGGCUCAAAUCGCCAACUCCAUUCAGCAACUCUUACCAAUUAUCGAAGAGAUCAAGUACUCGGGCGUCGAAUUGCCCGCACAUCGCCAGUUCCAGUUGGAUCGCUUCAGCGAAACUCUCCGAAAAGGAAUCGAGAUUUC